This is a messenger RNA of Gossypium arboreum, 902 nucleotides long. Its product is annotated as protein LHCP TRANSLOCATION DEFECT-like. Lineage: Eukaryota; Viridiplantae; Streptophyta; Magnoliopsida; Malvales; Malvaceae. Gene Ontology annotation, cellular component: chloroplast envelope; chloroplast stroma. Gene Ontology annotation, biological process: intracellular protein transport; granum assembly. Bases 122 to 643 code for a protein of 173 amino acids. The record is from RefSeq and is a predicted model, not a curated record. The transcript has 2 exons.
ACAUUCAAUAAAACAAAAACACCAGAACAUUUCUUCUCCAAGACAAAUGAGUGGAUAAUGUUUGAAGCUUAUACAAAACCACAUUCAUAUCUCACAAAAAAUUAAAAAUUCAAAAGAAUCAAUGGCUUCAAUCCCAUGUAUUUUCCAAAUACGCUUCACUUCAAAACCCAUAAAUCCUUCAUUUCCGUCUUUGCCAACAUUCAGUUCUAAGUUUCUGGGUACUCAAAACUCACUAUCCUGUUUAAGACCUUCAAAUAUUGGACCCUCUAAUGGUUCAAGAACACAAUGCUGGUUCAAGUUUGGCAAGAAUGGUGUUGAUGCUGAAGGUGCUGGCAUUUAUGGUAGUCAAAAAAGAGAUGAUUUUGACAAAGAUGAUGUUGAACAGUACUUCAACUAUAUGGGGAUGCUUGCUGUUGAAGGGUCCUAUGAUAAAAUGGAAGCUCUAUUGAACCAAAACAUUCACCCAGUAGACAUCUUGUUAAUGCUGGCUGCAUCAGAAGGUGACAAGCCCAAAAUUGAAGAGCUACUGAGAGCUGGAGCUAUUUAUGAUGUCAAAGAUGCUGAUGGCCGUACCGCCAUUGAUAGGGCUGUCAAUGAAGAAAUCAAAGACUUCAUUCUUGGUUUUUCUGUCCAGAAGGCUUGAUCUUGAUUAGGGUGUAGAUAAAAACAAGGUUUUUGUGCUUGUAAGUAACUCGGGUCUGGUUUGGAAAAAAACUUGAAUUCGAUUUGAUUAUCAUCGAGCUUGAAUAGUUCAAGCGAUCGGAUGAGUUCAAGUAUCCUAAUGUUUGACGACUUGAGUUGCUUGUAUUUUAAGUUUUUUUUUUUUUUUUUACCUUUAAUGUAUUUUUUAUUUAUUUCUAGUUAGUAUUGAAAAUGUUCUAUGAUUAAACUUAAUUUAAUAA